GAAGACAGAGGAAAAAAAAUCCCCACGAUGGACCCUUUAAAGUUGAUCUUUUUGUUUUCAUGGUGCUUUUAUUUGGCAAGUCCAAAUGAUUUGAGAUCAGAAGGAGUUAAAAAUUUCACCCAAAGUGAUUUGGCAAGUGCAAACGAUUUGAGAUCAGAAGGAGUUAAAAAUUUCACCCAAAGUGGGGAAAUACUCGGAGGAAGUGCCACCCUCUCUAUUGAAAUUGAAAACAUGAAGAGACCGGCUGUGUGGUAUUGUGGCAAUAAGAGAUACGAGUGCGAUAGAUCAUGUGCCAAAGGUACUGAAUUUCAAGUGAGUCAGAGUGGCAACAAGUCUUCUCUUUGGAUGAGGAGAAUAACUAACAAAUGUUUGACUUGGAAAUUUCUAGACGACAACGUCGAAGGAGGGAUAUUUCAUCUGAAAAUAAACAAUUCGACAAGAAUAGAAAUUUAUAAGAUGACCCAAAACGCACCAGUUGUAUUAGGAAAAAAUGCUACUAUUCAUAUCGAAUCAAGCUUGAUUGGAACACCAGUUUUGUGGGUUAACGAGUUUAAUUAUCUUCAAUGUGUAGAUACUUGUGAGAAUAAAGGAAAUUAUGAAGUUCAUUACAAGGGUAACAGCUCAACUCUUUUGAUCCAUAAUGUCACUGAACAAGAUUUGACUUGGAGUUUUUGUGACUACUAUUUCUGCUCAGAAAGUUAUACUUUGGUGAUGAAAGAUGAAGAAACAAAAGGUUUGGAAGCUAAUGGAUCAAGAACCAGCAUACAUAUCUAUGUCGUCAUUUCUGUACUUGGUCUUGUAGCCAUCUUCAUAAUCUUCUGUAUCAUAUUCAAAUGCCAACCUUUCAUUUGGAUCAGGAACCGUGUCAACAAGUGGAUAUCUCGCAAGAGAUACAAGAAUCCACCGGCUACAGCCUACUGGGUUUGAAGCUAAUGGAUCAGGAACAUGCAUAUCCACCUAUGCCGUAGUCGUGGAGGUGCAAUGGCCCAGUGGUUAAGGCAGUGGACUCGCGGUCAUAGGAUUGCGGUUUUGAUUCCCAGACCAGGCGUUGUGAGUGUUUAUUGAGCGAAAA
Molecule: messenger RNA, 1072 nt
Organism: Octopus sinensis (East Asian common octopus)
Lineage: Eukaryota; Metazoa; Mollusca; Cephalopoda; Octopoda; Octopodidae
Exons: 9
Coding region: 28-927 (299 amino acids)
Source: RefSeq, a predicted model, not a curated record